Molecule: messenger RNA, 1389 nt
Organism: Arachis ipaensis
Lineage: Eukaryota; Viridiplantae; Streptophyta; Magnoliopsida; Fabales; Fabaceae
Source: RefSeq, a predicted model, not a curated record
AUGAGGUAUGAUGGAACGCAAGACCCCCUGGAGCACCUGACGGCCUUCGAGGCCAGGAUAAACUUAGAAGGAGUAGGAGAUGAGGGCUCGGUGACCCAGUUCUCCGACAUCAGCCAUGCCUUCCUGGCUCAGUUCACAACCAGGAUCGCCAAAGCCAAGCACCCGAUCAACUUGCUAGGGGUGACCCAAAGAAUCGGGGAGCCGACCAGGAAGUACUUGGAUCGCUUUAAUGAUGAGUGCUUGGAAAUCGACGGGUUGACGGACUCGGUAGCGAGUCUAUGUUUGAGGAAUGGGCUCCUAAAUGAGGACUUCAGGAAGCACCUUACCACGAGACCAGUUUGGACAAUGCAGGAAAUCCAGUGCGUGGCUAAGGAGUACAUCAACGACGAGGAAGUCAGCCAGGUCGUGGCUGCCAACAAACGACAACCCCCUACAACCAAACCCGGCACUACGAUGGUGGAGAAAGACAAAAGGAACACGCUAGGGACGGUGGUUCGAGCAAGACGACAAAACCAUUUCCCCGAGUUGGGAAAUUCACCAACUACACCCCCCUCACGGCACCGAUCACGGAGGCCCCGGGCGACAAGACGACGUCAAGAGCCAGAGAGAGAAAACCACGGUCUCACGGUGGUAAAUGUGGUAACAGCGAGAAACUCCGCCCCGAGGUCGAAAUCAGCACAGAAGAAAGACGGCAAGGUCCUGGCGCUCUCCUCCUCAUCUGCUAGGAGUUCCCGGGGACACCCAUCCAUCUCUUUCGGCCCUGAGGACCAAUGGUUCGACGAGGUACCGGAAAGUCCUCCCAUGGUUAUUACGGCCAGAGUCGGAACCGGACUCGUCAAACGGAUCCUAGUGGACACGGGGGCAGACUCGAACAUCAUGUUUCGCAACGUCUUCGACGCCUUGGGACUUCGUGAUACCGACCUGGCUACCCACCAGCACGGUGUGGUAGGGUUGGGUGAUCACUUCAUCAAGCCAGAUGGGAUCAUCUCCCUACCGACCUCCCUAGGACAAGGACAGAGGCGGAGGACGGUAAUGGCUGAUUUUGUUGUCUUACGAGAUUCCACUGCUUACAAUAUCAUCUUGGGGAGAAAAACCAUCAAUGAUCUUGGGGCAGCGAUUAGCACGAAGCUGCUCGUAAUGAAGUUUGUCACGGAUGACGGAUCCGUGGGAUCCAUCAGAAGGGAUUUGGAAACGGCAGUCGCUUGCGACCACGCCAGUCUCUCUCUUAGGAAAAAAUCCAAAGAGGCAUCUGGGGUCUUCCUCGCCGACCUGGACGCCAGGAUAGAUGACAAGCCCAGACCUGAGCCGGAAGGGGAUUUGGAAAAAUUUAGGGUCGGUGAUGGGGACGAGAAGUUCACGUUCAUAAACAGAAACCUUCCCCAUGAAUAA